This is a messenger RNA of Phytophthora sojae, 489 nucleotides long. RefSeq lists its product as hypothetical. Gene Ontology annotation, molecular function: N-acetylglucosaminylphosphatidylinositol deacetylase activity. The transcript has a single exon. The coding region runs from base 1 to 489 and encodes 162 amino acids. Gene Ontology annotation, biological process: GPI anchor biosynthetic process. Gene Ontology annotation, cellular component: endoplasmic reticulum. NCBI's taxonomy places the organism in Eukaryota, Oomycota, Peronosporomycetes, Peronosporales, Peronosporaceae. The record is from RefSeq and is a predicted model, not a curated record.
AUGCUGGACGAGGACGCGCUGCAGACGCUGCUGGAGAUGUUCAAGUACCUUUUGCUGGGCACGAACGUCUUCCUGUUCCUCACAGCGGCCACGGUCUUCUUCACGGCCUCAGCCUCAGAGACUCCCGCGUCCUCGUCGGGCCCCGCGCAGCUCAAGCGGGCGCUCAUUGUGACCGCCCACCCGGACGACGAGAGCAUGUUCUUCCUGCCGUUGGUGCACUCGCUGCAGCAGCCUCAAGAGAGCAGCAACGACAAGUGGAUCACGCACUUGCUGUGUCUCUCCCGCGGCAACUUCGACGGCUUGGGGGAUAUUCGAGUGAAGGAGCUCCUGGCGUGCGCCACGUACAUCGGCCUGUCGACGGAUCAUGUCAAAGUACUCGAAGACCCGCAGCUCCAGGACGGUAUGAAGAACCAGUGGGAUGUGGCGCAUAUUGCCGCAGUUGUCACGGAGUAUAUGGAGAAACACAACAUCGACGCGGUGAGUAAUUAA